GUGUCUGCACAAACAAUCAGUGGCAUUGCUGAAAACGGAACAGAAACAUACUACGUUCUGCUCCUCUCUCUCUCUUUACCCGAGCUUUCCUCCAUUGCUUCGUUUCGAGUCUAGGGUUUUUUUCUUCAUUCUUGUUUCUACGGAUUCGCUGAAUUGAAGCUGCAGCGUCGUCAAUGUACCCCUCUCUUUUAUCCUUUGCUUCCACUUGCUGGUUUCAAAUGCCAUUUAGCUGGUAGACUGAGUUGAUGUACCAUUCAGACUUCAAUUUGAUUUGACCAAAGAAUGGUUUGGAUUCUGGACGUUGGAUUCUGGGUUCUUUUUCCUUGAGUUGUGAUUUUAUGGUGUCUGAUACCCUCUAUGUGAAGUGUAGUAGUGAGUAGAGACUUGAGGCAUCGAGUUUUGAGUUGCAUCCACGAUGAAAGAGUUAAGUUAGCUAAGCAAUUGGUCUUGUAAUGGGUUCAUACUCUGGCACUUGUGAAAUAGUUGAAGCAAGGGAGGAGCUAAAUACACGGAAAGCUCCUGGGAUUUAUCAGUCCAAUUCUGAAUGUAGCACAUCUGAGAAAAAUCAGAAACUUUCAAUGCUGAAACUGGGAUACAAGAAUGAUCUAGAUGAUGAUAUUAAUAAACUGUUUGAAUCAAUUUCUCUUAAAUCUUCAUCAAGGGAUUUGGGCCUUUUACAAGAUGGUACAAGCCCUAAACUGAAAAAUGCAUUAAAAAAGCCUAUGACAAUGGGCGUUUCUCGGUCCCCAAGAGUUGGAGCUGCUGAGCCUGUUAAUUUGAAACAAGCAUUAAGAGACCUGUGUAUAUCUAAGGCAUCAGAAAUGGCUGCUACGAAACGAUUAUCAAAAUCAACAGCUUCUCCGAGAAUAUCAGAGGUUGGAAAGAUACAGACAUUGUACAAUUCAGUUGUAGCAGAAACCAGUCGAUCUGGGUCUUCCUCUGUUGAGAGCAAAUGGUGUCAAAUUGAAAUAUCUCAGGUGCCAGAAGAAAGCAAAUCAUUUUCCUUGAAGAAAAUCUCCCCGUCUCAUCAAACUGCACAAGUCACAUCGUUGAGCCAAAACAUUCAUUCGUCUUGUGAUAUUGCGGUUGCAACUACUCAAAAUGAUUCUGGGAUUUCAUUGAUCCGAAGUGGUUUGGCAUGCUCAUCAAGUAAAAUCGGGGUUCAAUCACCACGAGUGGUACCUGUUCAAACAGUAGAACACGCUUCUGCUUCUUCUCCAUCUCUUUAUAAUACUCUCGGAAGCAAAUUAGAGCUGCCCAAAAAUGUAUCUUCCCCUAAAAAGUUAGGAAAUAAAGCGCUUGUGUCAAAUACAGGGCGGAAAGGUAGGUUGCAAACAGCAUCUUCUUCUCCAUCUACUUCUGUAAAUGGCAACAGAGUUAACAAGCUGCCACGCCAUGCUCCCCGUACAGUUAAAUCAGUCAUCAAGAACAUGAGUAAGAAGAAACUAAAGGAGGAUUCAGAUUCAGAUUUAAGUGGUCCUACAUUUAUUGAAGUUAAUAAGCCAGUUGCUGGUACACCUCGGCUGGUUUGUGAGAGAUGUAGGUGUGCUUUAGAAAAUACAAGUGAUGAAAAAAACCAAGAUAUUAUGGCAUCGGACUCUACUAGUCCUGGAAAUGGAGUAAACUUGAGUAAUGUGCAAUCUGGUUCAAAUGGUUUGGUUUCAACAAGUGGUAAUAAAAGCAAAACAGCUGCAAAAGUGAAGAAGAGCACCAAGUUGAAAGAGCAACUUGAGUUUUCACAAAGUUCAAAAAGUAGUCAGGGUGAGUACAGUAGUAGUACCAGUACCAGUGAUGAGAGCAAUUUAAGUGGCUCAAGUCGUGGCACCAGGCCUCACAUGUCAAAGGAUGUUAGAUGGGCAGCCAUACGACAUGCUCAAGUGCAGCAUGGAGUCUUGGGCUUGAGACACUUCAAUCUUUUAAAGAAACUUGGUUGUGGAGACAUCGGAACUGUAUAUCUUGCCGAACUAAUUGGCACAAGUUGUUUGUUUGCUAUUAAGGUCAUGGACAAUGAAUUUUUGGAAAGAAGGAAGAAGACUCCUAGAGCUCAAACUGAAAGAGAAAUAUUAAGGAUGCUGGAUCAUCCAUUUCUUCCCACACUGUAUAUGCAAUUUACAUCAGACAAUCUAUCAUGUCUGGUCAUGGAAUAUUGUCCAGGUGGAGAUCUUCAUGUUCUGCGUCAGAAGCAGCUUGGUAGAAGUUUCUCAGAGCCAGCAGCAAGAUUUUAUGUUGCUGAAGUGCUCCUUGCUUUGGAGUACCUGCACAUGCUCGGAGUUAUUUACCGAGAUUUGAAACCUGAAAACAUUCUUGUUCGAGAAGAUGGCCACAUUAUGCUCACUGAUUUUGAUCUGUCACUGAGGUGUGCUGUCAGCCCAACGCUUCUGAAAUCAUCUUCUGAUGUUGAUCCUGCAAAAAUUUCUGGUCUAAGUGCACAAUCAAGUUGCAUUGAGCCGUUCUGCAUUGAACCAUCCUGUCAAGUUCCAUGCUUCAGCCCUAGAUUCUUACCUGCUGCUGCAAAAGCAAGGAAGUUUAAAGUUGAUCAUGCUGCCCAGGUAAGAUCAUUGCCACAGCUCGUGGCCGAGCCCACUGAUGCAAGAUCAAACUCAUUUGUUGGUACACAUGAAUACCUGGCUCCUGAGAUCAUCAAAGAAGAGGGACAUGGAGCUGCCGUUGACUGGUGGACAUUUGGUGUUUUUCUCUAUGAGCUUUUAUACGGUAGAACACCCUUCAAAGGUUCUAACAAUGAAGAAACAUUGGCAAACGUGGUGUUGCAGAGUCUUAGAUUCCCUGACGACCCUUUUGUUAGUUUUCAAGCAAAAGAUCUAAUUAGAGGGUUGUUGGUUAAAGAGCCUGAAAAUCGUUUGGGUUCAGAGAAAGGAGCUGCUGAGAUUAAACAGCAUCCCUUCUUCGAGGGCCUUAACUGGGCCUUAAUUCGCUGCUCUGUCCCACCAGAAAUUCCCGAGUAUUGUGAUUUUGGAGUUUCAGACAUGAUGAACUUGCAGGUCAAAGGUGCUAAGUACUUGGAGUAUAAAGCAGGAGAGCAUGUAGAAUUCGAGUUGUUUUAAAGACACUACUCUGUCAAGAGUGGCAUUCCUGUAUUAGAUUCCCAUGUUUAUGGCUCCAUGCUCUUUGCGGCGAGCUGUUAUUUAUAUGUAAGCCUAAUAGUCUAUCAUGAAAAUUAGUUUUGUUUAUAUAUCAGUGUCUUGCAUUUGGAAGUUAUUAAUUAGGAGGUUCAGGUUAUAUGGCAACUCGACGGUCAAUGAUCUCAAUCUGAAUUUUCCGUGCUCAUGUCCAGAGGGCAAGACCAGUCCUGCCAUAUUAACAUCAGCCUUGAAUGGAUUGAGAUGGAAUUAGAUCUCACCAUUGCAUUACAUGAGUCCUGAGAUGCAAAUGCUUACCAAAAUAUAAGUUUAUUAUUGUACAGAGCAAGUAGAAUGAUAUUAUCAACACGUCGAUCAAAUUUUGAUGUGUGGUUUUUAUAUAGAAAAUUUUUUAAGAGUAACGCUCGAAACACACUUUCCAUAUUACUUCUUUAUAUAAUUCAAUUCUUAAUAUUAGUUAAAAUUUAUUGAAAAUU
This is a messenger RNA of Abrus precatorius (Indian licorice), 3574 nucleotides long. Its product is annotated as serine/threonine-protein kinase D6PKL1. Gene Ontology annotation, biological process: protein phosphorylation. The transcript is spliced from 3 exons. Bases 453 to 3062 code for a protein of 869 amino acids. Gene Ontology annotation, cellular component: nucleus; plasma membrane; cytoplasm. Lineage: Eukaryota; Viridiplantae; Streptophyta; Magnoliopsida; Fabales; Fabaceae. The record is from RefSeq and is a predicted model, not a curated record. Gene Ontology annotation, molecular function: protein serine/threonine kinase activity; ATP binding.